Molecule: messenger RNA, 1716 nt
Organism: Onthophagus taurus
Lineage: Eukaryota; Metazoa; Arthropoda; Insecta; Coleoptera; Scarabaeidae
Product: sialin-like
Biological process (GO): monoatomic anion transport; transmembrane transport
Cellular component (GO): membrane
Molecular function (GO): transmembrane transporter activity
Source: RefSeq, a predicted model, not a curated record
ACGUAAAAGUGACAUUUCUAACAAAAAAAUACUUUAAAUAAUGAUAUUUGAAAAAGCAAUGCUACCAACCUAAACCAAACUUCUAAUUUGAAAUUUGGCGUUUAAAAAAAAUUCGAAACAUUUUUUAGUAAUAUUAGGAUAAAAUAUAAAAUUAAGUACGAUUAAUAAGUUAUAAACCUAGUUUUAUGAUUUGUCUACUAGAUGGUACAAUUUGGUACCUAGCAACACAAUGACGUUUCUCAAUUUUGGCAUUGCACCAAGAAAAAUAUUUUUUUUAAUUAUCGUUAAUGGUUAAAUACGGUUGUAGCAUCCUUCGUUGUUUAUGUGGAUGUUUCAUAAUUCGCCAAAGAAUCGUCGUGUCGACUUUAUGUUUGUUAGGAAUCGUCAUAACCUACGCGCAAAGGGUCGUUUUAAGUAUUUCAAUCACCAAAAUAGUCCCUUUAGAGAAGAGGUUAUUUAUUAAUGAGUGUUUGGCGGAAGAUGAAGAGGCUUCAGAAGAGAUGGGUCCAACAGCAGAUUGGUCGGAAAGUGUCCAACAAUACGUGUUGUUAUCAUUUUUCGCGGGAUAUCUGGUGGGUCAUAUCCCGGCGGGAUUAAUAUCAGAUAAAAUCGGACCAAGAAUCGUUUUCUUUUGGGGCGUUUUCGUUUCUACGUUAAGCACCGUAGUUACACCGGUAACUAUCGUUUACACCCAUGCAGCCGUUGUAAUCGUAAUUAGAACGAUUGCAGGCCUGGCCCAAGCAGUUCUUUAUCCCUGUACGAGCAUUUUAAUCGCCCGUUAUAUCCCCCCGCAAGAGCGAGGUGUAAUGGGGGCUUUUUCAAUGGCUGCGCCGUCAUUAGGAAUGCUUUUUGGGAAUUUAGUGACCGGGCAAUUAACGUAUAUGUAUAAAGAUUGGCAAUGGGCUUUUUAUUGUUUCUCGUUACUCGGGUUUAUUUGGUGCAUUUUUUGUUGCAUUUACAUUUAUAAUGGAGCCGAAUCUAACCCGAGAAUGCUCGAGGAUGAAGUUGAGUAUAUUAAUUCUCGAAUAGCGCCCGGAUUACGAUUAAAAAUUCCUUGGAAAGGGAUGUUAACUGACCCAGCUGUUAUUGGGCUCAUGUUUGGGUCGUUAGGGUCUGAUUUAUGGAUUUAUUUGAUGGUAACUAAUAUUCCUAAGUAUAUGGGGACCAUUUUGCAUAUGAAUAUGAACGAAUUAUCAUUAGCCACUUCAAUCCCAUCCCUCUUUUUGUGGAUAUCAAGUGUUAUUAGCGGUGAAAUUGUUGAUUGGACUAUAACAAAGAAAAAUACCAAUUUAUUAUGGAAUAGGAGAAUUAGUUCGUUUAUUGGUGUUUUUAUCCCGUUAAUUUUUACAGCCGCAAUGGGGUUUGCCGGUUGCGAUAAAGUCCUAACCGUCAUUUUAUACAGUUUAAGCAACUUUUCGAGAGGCCCUUUUUACUGUAGCUUAAAAAUUAACCACUUAGAUUUAACUUCGAACCACGCUGGCAUCAUAAUGGCAAUAAUAAACGGAUUUGGAUGCUUCUCCGGUAUCUUCGCACCACUAAUCGUUAAAUAUCUAGCCUCAGAUAACACCUUGAAAAGCUGGGCGAACGUUUUCUUCACAGUUUGCGCCAUUAACUUGGGUUGCCAUAUUAUUUACAUGGUUUUAGCACGAGUCGAAAGAGCUAAAUGGGAUACAGAGGAUGAAUAAAUAUGUAUUUCUAUUAAAUUAUUUAAUUAUC